This is a messenger RNA of Coccomyxa subellipsoidea C-169, 4374 nucleotides long. RefSeq lists its product as hypothetical. Gene Ontology annotation, cellular component: Scc2-Scc4 cohesin loading complex. The transcript is spliced from 26 exons. Gene Ontology annotation, molecular function: chromatin binding. Gene Ontology annotation, biological process: replication-born double-strand break repair via sister chromatid exchange; establishment of protein localization to chromatin; regulation of gene expression. Bases 1 to 4374 code for a protein of 1457 amino acids. The record is from RefSeq and is a predicted model, not a curated record. NCBI's taxonomy places the organism in Eukaryota, Viridiplantae, Chlorophyta, Trebouxiophyceae, Coccomyxaceae.
AUGCUGCAGCAUCUGAGGCGUCUGUCAGAAGCCUUGUUGAAGGGACAGGCCGCAGCAGCAAUGCCCCUCAUUCCCUUGGAGCAGCACCUGCACCUCUUGAAGGCUCUCGGCACCUACCUGCUGCAGGGCAGGGACAAGGUGGUGUAUCCAGAUGAGGAGGAUUCCUCGGAGGAUUCCAUGGCCAUCUUGGUGGCGACUGAAGCCAGCGUAGCCUGCCUCUACAUGCUCACUUCCCCAGACAUGCCGAAGCAGGUCUACCAGGAAGACAUCAUCGAGGCCAUCAUGGACAGCGCCAAGUUCAAUCUCCUUUCAAAUGUGCUGUCAUUCCACGAUGCACGCAUCUGUGCUGCACACCGGCCCCAGAUGGCUUCCGGGGCAGAUGAAGAUGCUGAUGUGGGGCGCACCUCGGCCAAAAAGCCCAAGAGCGCCGCCAAGUCUGCUACCAAAGCAGCCAGGAGGAAAGCUGCAAGGAUCCCGGAGGCUGUGGGCGUGUUGGCAGGCCGGCUGGAGUCAGUGGUGGAGCUGCUGGGGAAGCUGCUGGGAGUGGUGCAGCUGCAGCCCAACAUGGUGCUGCCGCUGCUGCGCACUGCAUGCCAGGUCCUCACCGUGGAGGACCUGCAUGUUCUGCAGAUCAAGUCUGUAGGGCUGCUGGUGGCUGGGUUCAAGCGCUUCAAGGAGCAGCGGCAGGCGCUGCUGGAUGAGGUCAUGACCGGCGUCCUGCCAAACCUUCCCACGGGCCGCUCAUCCAGGACAUUUGUCAUUGGGGACCACAGCGAUGCAGCCAUCCUUACGGUCUCUGUUGAGCUGCCAUCUCUGGAGGUGGAGGCCGGGGCCCUGCGCAACUGCUACGCUCCAGUCAUGCACUGGGCAGACGUCUUCUGGACGACCUGCCUCAGCAGGCUGGGCGGCGUGCGCGCGCACAAGGCUGAUGGGGAUGCGGACAUCAAGUACAUAGUGGAGCAGAUUGCGACCGAUGUCUUCCUGGUGCACUGCACGCCGGAGUGGCCGGCCGCUCUGCCGAUGCUGCUGCGGCUGAUCACCGCGCUGCACAGCAAGGCCGGCAUGCACUGCGCGGACAACGCUGUCCGCCAGAUCGCUGUUGACCUGCUGGGCUUCAUUGCCUCGCAGCUGUGCUAUGAGGCCAGGCGCGCCGACCUUGACAUGCCCGCCGUCGAGGAGAUCCUGCAAGAGGCCGGCCCUUCAAGCACCGGCGCUGAUCCGGCAAAGCAGCUGCUGCUGGGCUACCUUGCGGACCGGAGGCGGGGUGAUGCAGAGCUGUGCGCGAGCGCGCGAGAAUUCAUGCUGUGCCAGGCCUUUGCUGAUGAAGUCACAGACCUGCAGAAGGCUGACGCGUCCGACGAGGACCUGAUCUUUGCGCUUGUCAAGAGCCGUGAGACUUGCGACGUCCUAAAGCGGGGCUCAUCCAAUGACCUGUCAGCUGAGGAUGCAUGCAUGCUGGUGCGCUGGGUGGUCCAGUCAGGCCCUCUGGGCAAGGGGCGCGUGCCGCUGCUGAAGAGACUGGCGGACGCUGUGGAUCCCACCAAGCAGACUGCUGCCAUCCGGGCCAAAGCUAUCAAGGCCAUCACGGCCGCGGUGAAAAUGGACACCAGCGUCCUGGGCCUCUCAGAGAUUGAGCAAUGCGUCAACAGAGCCCUGAAGGAUGAUGCACCCUCAGUGCGGCAGGCUGCUGUGGAUCUCUUGGGCGGCCACAUCGGGAAUGACGUGAAAUUGGCAUCUGCUUACUUCGACACCCUUGUCACUGUCUCUCGAGACACCUCCACCUCGGUGCGGAAGGCGGCUGUGAAGAUACUGUGGGAGUCAUGCAUCAGUGUGCCAGACUUCCCUCGCGCCUCAGAAGCCUGUGUGGCUGUGCUGCACCGAGUGGCAGACAAUGAGGAGUCCAUCCUCGAGCUCGUGGCCAAGAUCUUCCAUGGCCUCUGGUUUGCAGGCUCGCAGAAUGCAUCAGCGCCAACGCCUGCAGCCAGAGCGCAGCAGCUGGCGGAUGUGUCGCUGUUUGUGUAUGAGGCCGGCGGGUCCACCAUCCAUCUGCCACUUGAACCAAGCCACGCACUGGUGGCCGUCCUCAAGAAGGCGCUGGAACGCGAGGCCAAGGAGCGGCCUGGCAAGGAGUGGCUGGCUGGAAGAGAGCUGGCGAGCGCCCUUCUGGAGGGGCUGCUCAAGGUGGGCGAGGGUGCUGAGGAUGCGGCUGAGCAGAAGACAUUCCCCUUCCUCGUGGGGCUGCAUGCGCUGUGCCUCACGGAUGUGUCCCUGUGCACGCCGGCAGACGAUGCAUCCAAGUACAUCCGCUGCCUGGCGCCCUACCUCAAAGUGGGGCCCUCUAGCAAGAAUGCUCAGUGCCCCAAGAAGCAGGCAGCAGAGCGGCGGGAGGCCGAGUGCCUCCUCUGCAUACUGGCUGUGGUGGACAGCAUCUUGGGAGAGAUAAUGAGCGUCAACAAAGCGCUGGUCACAGAACUGCAGAAUGAUCUCUUUGUGCUCAUCAGCAAGCACCCCUUCAUCCAGUUGCUGAGGUAUGGCACUGAUGCAAUCGAGGCGACCCACUUGCCAAAUGGGAAACCCGUCACCGUGUCAGACUGCCAGACCACUUGCCUCUCCUUCUUCAACUCCUCAGUCGGGGAUCUGAAGGUGCGCGAGUCUGCGCUGCAAGCGCUGGGCUGCCUGGGGAUAGCGCGGCCGUCCACGCUGCUGGCACCCCAGGCGCAGGCCAUCAUGAAGGCCGCUCUGCAGCCCUCAGCGCCCACCAUCAUCAAGACCCGCGCCCUCAACAACCUCACCGAGCUGCUCAAGGCGGAGGAGGAGAGGCUAGAGAGCGCGCAGCUGGCGUCCGAUGAGAAGCAACGGCUGGGGCGGCUGGGGGUGGCAGAACCUGCGCAGCCGCUGCCCACCCAGAACGGCGAAUCAGACAGCCUCUCCAUCAACAACAGCAUUCUGCAGACGCACUGGGAUCUGGUGCUGGGCCUGGCGACGGACGCAACGCCUCCGCAGACGCGCGCGGGCGCCAGCGCGGAUCCGGGGGACGCGCUGAACGCGAGUGUGCGGCGUCACGCGGUGGCCGUCAUGGACGCCGUAGACCGCAACGGCCUCGUCGCCCCCUGGACCGCCCUACCCCACCUCUUCGCCCUCACCACCGACCCCAACACCGAGGUGUCGGCGCGGGCGCUGCGCAUAAUGCGGCGCGUGGCGGAGAAGCAGCCGGAGAUGUUCCAGACCUGCCUGGCCAGCGGCCUCAAGGUCACCGCCGACUUCCACGAACGCAUCCGCUCCAACUACCGCGCCUCCACCUCACACUCCGCCGGUGUGUCGGAGGAGGCAGUGCGUGGCUUGGGUGCGCUUUACAUGGAGCUGGUGCAGCCCAGCCGCCCCCACCGCACCACCUUCCUCGCCAAUCUCCUCAAGCCCUUCGACGCAGCCGCCACGCUCCACUUCCCGUCCUCCGCCUCCUCCGACCUCAGGCUGCUGGCGCUGUGCGCGCAUGUGGCGGCGACGCUGCCGUACAAGCGCGCGGAUGAGCCGCUGGUGGUCGUCUACCACGUCAACCUGGUGGUCUCCCGCAGGGGCGAGGACGUCCUCUCCGCCCUCAAAACCUCCCUCGCCAACGGCGGCGCAGCCGCUGCACAGGAGGGGGAUGUUGAGAGGGAGUGCAGAGCUUCGCUGGCGCUCUCCAUGCUGCUGCUGCUCAAGCACCACCUCAAAAGCACCUAUGGCCUCACAACCGACCGCAUCGCUAACUUCAACCCAGGCACAGCAGACACCAGGAAGCAUGAAGAGACGAGGAGCCUGGGCCAGAUACCAAUAAAGCCACUGGACCUCGAUCGGCUGAACCUGGAUGCUGCCUCUGAAUCUGCGCUCCUGCAGGAGCAAUACGUCGUGUUCAAAGCGUUGAUGAAGGCCGACUCGAGCGACUACGGCGACGGUGUCCAACUUCUGGGCCGCAGGAAGUCGUCCAAGGCGGUUGCUGCACCUGCGGAAGAUAAUGCAGACGAGGAUGCAGGGGAAGCGGGGGGUGCCACUCCUGCACUUGCAAAUGGGAACGGCCGGAUGGACCACAUGCACGGCUCUGCCGGGCCCUCCACUGCAGGCAAGCCCGCCUGCAUGGAGGGCAAGCGCAGCGGCAGGACAGCGAAAGGCCGAGGUGGACGCAGCGCGAGCCGGCUGGGCACGGAUGCGCGGUGCACGGUCACCAAGCGCCGUGGCGGCAGCACGGGCGGCAAGAGUGGCCGCAGAAAGGCGGGGCGCGUGCAGAUAUCCGACAGUGAAGAUAAUGACGGUGGCGGCUCGGACGACGGCGAAGAGCAGUACUUGGCUGCAAGGAAGGGAGCCGCUCGCAGGCGGCUGGAGCCCAUGCUUGUGGACUGA